Heterocephalus glaber (naked mole-rat) is the source of this 1346-nucleotide messenger RNA. RefSeq names its product pulmonary surfactant-associated protein A. The record is from RefSeq and is a predicted model, not a curated record. Gene Ontology annotation, cellular component: multivesicular body. NCBI's taxonomy places the organism in Eukaryota, Metazoa, Chordata, Mammalia, Rodentia, Bathyergidae.
UGCUGUCUACCUCUCCACUCUGAGCUGGAGACAGAGAUCCAAGCACCCUGAGGCUCUGAGUGUGGGAGACACAGCUGGAGUGGGAACCAUGUUGCUGUGCUCUUUGGCUUUCACCCUCAUCUUGAUGGCAGUUUCUGGCAUCAUGUGCAACAGAACAGAGUAUUGUGUUGGAAGCCCUGGCAUCCCAGGGACUCCUGGAUCUCAUGGCCUGCCCGGUAGAGAUGGGAGAGAUGGUGUGAAAGGAGAACCUGGACCGCCAGGGCCCAUGGGGCCCCCUGGAGGAAUGCCAGGUUUCCCCGGGUGUAAUGGUAUGAGUGGAAUUCCUGGUGUCCCUGGAGAACGUGGAGACAAGGGGGAUCCCGGUGAGAGGGGCCCACCAGGGCUUCCAGCUUCUCUGGAUGAGCAAAUCCAAACCAUUCUCCAUGACUUUAAACAUAAAAUCCUGCAGUCAACAGGAGUCCUCAUCUUGCAGGGGUCCAUGAUGGCAGUGGGAGACAAGGUCUUCGCCACUAAUGGGCAGUCAGUUGACUUUAAUGCCAUUAAAGAGACUUGUGUCAGAGCAGGUGGUGACAUUGCUGCUCCAAGGAGUCCAGAGGAGAAUGCAGCCAUUGCCAGCAUUGUGAAGAAGCAUAAUACUUACACGUAUCUGGGCCUGAUGGAAGGCCACACCAUUGGGGACUUCCGCUACCUGGAUGGGGCCCCUGUGAACUAUACUAACUGGUACCCAGGGGAGCCCAGGGGUUGGGGCAAAGAGAAGUGUGUAGAAAUGUACUCAGAUGGGACAUGGAAUGACAGGAACUGCGUCCAAUACCGACUGGCCAUCUGUGAGUUUUAAGCAGGACCUGAGCCCAAAGGAUAGGUUAGAUCCUGCCUUACCUUUCACCUUUCAUCCUCCAUCCUGAGUGUCCCCUUGGUUUAUGACAUGCUGAAACUCCUUCCCAACCAGAUUGAUUUGUAGCUAUUAAAUAAAGCCAGAUGUGUCCUUAGUUCCUUCAUUCCCUAGAUUGCCCCUGACUUCUCCUUAAUAAUCAUCAGUCCAUCUUGACACUCCCUUCGAGCCCCUUGGUAGUAUACAAGGUGGUCACUCCCCAGUCUUGACCUUCAGUGUGAGAUGGAGACUUCCUUUUUCCUCAUCUUGUCCAGUUUUUUCAUUUAAAAAUAGCAACAGUGAGGUCCCAGAAAGGAAGGGCCCUCUAAAAUUACAUACAGAGUGUCUUUCUCUGCCCAGUCCCAUCAAGAUUUACCAGUCCUCAUUAAACAUAAUGGUAGAGUGGGGAGACUUCUGGAAAAUUCCAAAUGAGAGGGCUGGGGAUUUAGCUCAGUGGUUCCGGUGCCUUCCUUGAAAG